Ambispora gerdemannii is the source of this 345-nucleotide messenger RNA. Lineage: Eukaryota; Fungi; Glomeromycota; Glomeromycetes; Archaeosporales; Ambisporaceae. The record is from the annotation of a GenBank genome assembly.
AAUCUCGGCACGUUGACAGAUCUUGAAAAUACUCCACUUUUCAGUACAGCGUUUGAUUAUACACUAGCAGUUAUUGAAAAACGAGUUCUUAAUUCUUUAUGGCCCAUCUUAGAGAAAUUCAAUGAGCAAGGACGAAAAAAUCGGGAAUAUUGCAAAGUCCUUGAUGAUUUUGCGUUCAACAUCAUUCAGCAUCGAAGACGAGAACCUUUAAAAAAUGACAUUCCCACUGAUAUCCUACACCUGUUUAUGGAUGCUAGACAUGAUAAUGGGGAGGAAUUAAAUGACAAAGAAUUACGUGAUAUUAUUUUGAAUUUGAUAAUUGCUGGUCGAGAUAGUACAGCAAAU